AUGUCGACGCCUGUGAGAUGUGUUGUAGUGAAAAAUUCAGAAGAGUCACGCUUCAGAAAGAUAAAGAAGACAAUUAUACCAUGGACAAAGGAAGAAGACUUCAUCUUAUUGAAAGGCGUCCAAGUCUAUGGCGAGAAUGACUGGAAUACAGUGGCUGAGGGUGUGGUAAACCGGUCAAGGAAACAGUGCAGAGAACGGUACUUCAAUAACUUGGCUGAGAACGUCACCAAAAAGCAAUGGAGUGUUGAAGAAGACAAUAUGAUUAUCCAGCUCCAACGAGAGAUUGGUAACAAGUGGACGGAGAUCAGCAAGUAUUUACCAGGUCGGGCUCCCAACUCCGUGAAGAACCGGUUUUGCUCGCACAUAUUGCGUGUGAUCAAAAGAGCCAAUUCCAAGACAAAAGAAGUGAAACAAAAAGAAAAGACGCGAAAGGAAGUAUUAAACUCACAAGAGGCAAAAGCAAUACAGAAGAGCGAAACAUUCCUUAGUGUGUUUUUGCCGGUCUCAACGGAAUACUUUCAAGUAAUUUAG
Messenger RNA from Entamoeba invadens IP1, 531 nucleotides. RefSeq names its product transcription factor WEREWOLF, putative. Gene Ontology annotation, cellular component: nucleus. The transcript has a single exon. Gene Ontology annotation, molecular function: DNA-binding transcription factor activity, RNA polymerase II-specific; RNA polymerase II cis-regulatory region sequence-specific DNA binding. Gene Ontology annotation, biological process: regulation of DNA-templated transcription. Bases 1 to 531 code for a protein of 176 amino acids. Lineage: Eukaryota; Evosea; Mastigamoebida; Endamoebidae. The record is from RefSeq and is a predicted model, not a curated record.